This is a messenger RNA of Poecilia reticulata (guppy), 10082 nucleotides long. Lineage: Eukaryota; Metazoa; Chordata; Actinopteri; Cyprinodontiformes; Poeciliidae. The record is from RefSeq and is a predicted model, not a curated record.
CUAUGCUGCCGUUCCCAUAGCAACAGCAGCCGCUGCAGCAGCAGCAGCAGACAGAGCAGGAAGUGUGCAUCCGUUUUGUGUGUGUGAGACGGGAAGGGAGCAUGUUGGUGCUGAGAUGGGAGAAGAAGCAGAGGCUACAGGAGGAACGCACGAUACGAGGCUCGUUGAAAGGCACACCUGUGGAGCGUAGUCGGCACCGUGCUUGUGUGUGCAUGCAUGCAUGUCCCUGAAUACGUGUGCGUGCCUGGUGCGUACGCAAUGGAGGGUCACCUGUUUCACAUCUACAGCCAUGUGUACAGUUUCAACAACCUGAACACGGAGAACAUGACGGUGAUUCUGGUGCAGGUGAACCCAGGGGAGACGUUUACCAUCCGAGCGGAAGACGGCUCGCUGCAAUGCAUUCAGGGUCCUGCUGAGGUUCCCAUGAUGUCCCCAAAUGGGUCAAUCCCCCCAAUACACGUACCUCCAGGUUACAUCUCACAGGUGCUGGAGGAUACCACAGGGGUUCGCCGAGUGGUGGUGACCCCCCAGUCCCCAGAGUGCUACCCUCCCUCUUACUCUCCAGCUCUGUCCCCCACGCACCACCUCCCCCCAUACCUGGCUCACCCCCACUUCAUUCCCAACUCUCACUCUUUCUAUCCCCCUGUCAGCCCGGGCGAGUUGCCGCCUCACCAGUACUACCAACACCACCUUCCCCCGAUGUACGGCGAUCCAGUGUCUUCUCUCCUUUCAGAAAUCAUCCCAGUUUAUGGGAUGUCCAACUACAUCAGCAGAGAAGAGACGUACACUAAGCCACAGCCUAAAAAGAUAAAGGAACAGAGACUAGAGCGACAGAACCGACUCAAUUCUCCUCCUUCUACUCUCUAUAAGGGCAGUCUUGGGCCAGCACACAACGGAUACAGUAACAAAUCACACGCCCCAUCGCUUGGGUCAGCGGGGUCAGGGGGCGGAGCCAGCAGUCCAGGGGGCAAGAAGCCAGAAAGACGACACCGCUGCAGUCCACGAAACAGUGAGCCAGAGACGCACACACAAGAUCAUGAUUCAGAGGGGAAACGUGUUCAAGACAUGCUGUCUACAAUCGACAAACCACAGGUGUCUAACAUCCAGGCGCGGGCUGCUCGGCUGUCCUGGGGCCUUCCAGGUGGGCUGGUGAACAGGCACAGUAACGGGAUGCCCGUCUCCUGCUCCUACGAGGUUUCUCUCUCAGACAAGGGAAAGGACGGAAAAUAUCGCCUUAUAUACAGUGGUGAAGAGUUGGAAUAUCAUCUGAAAGACCUAAGGCCAGCGACAGACUACCACGUACGGGUUUCAGCGCUGUACAACUCUGUUCGAGGCUCGUGUUCAGAGGCUGGCUCGUUUACCACACAGUGCAGCGUCCCUGACGUCCCACUACCCCCGAAGCUCUCUCACCGCACAAAGACCAGCCUCGGUCUACAGUGGAAGCCUCCAGGCGACAACGGAUCCAAGAUCACAAACUACCUGCUCGAGUGGGAUGAGGGAAAGAAGAACAGUGUUUUCAGAGACUGUUACUUUGGGAACCAGAGACACUGUAAGCUGACACGGCUGCAGCCCGCCUGUGGCUACACGUUCAGACUGGCUGCAAAUAACGACAUCGGCACAAGUGGCUUCAGUACAGAGGUGGUGUUCUACACCACGGGCACGCAGCCCCCUCUGCCCCUCGCGCCACGGCUGGUCAGGGCGGGGGUGUCCUGGGUGAACCUGGAGUGGGUGCGUCCCGAGGGCAGCCCCUCCGAGGAGCAGCUCAAAUACACACUCGAGAUCCAGGAGGACAACAGCGGAACAGAUUUUUAUCCAAAGUACACUGGAGAAAACUUGACCUGUACUGUACAAGGCCUGAAGAGAAGUACACAGUAUAAAUUCAGGUUGUUGCUGAUUGCGUCAAACGUGGAAGGAAAAAGCAGCCCCAGUGAAGUGUUGGUUUGCACCACCAAUCCAGACAAACCCGGCCCUCCGUCGACACCCAGGGUCACCGGAGUGACACCUUACGGCUUCACCAUCACAUGGGAUCCACCCCUGGACAACGGGGGCUCAGAGGCCCUGACUUACCUCCUCGAGAUUUCUGAAGGAUGCUCCGAAGCGAGCCAGUGGGAGGUGGCGUACAGCGGCCCCGCGACAGAAUGUGUGUGUGAGCGACUGACACCGGGAACCGUUUACAGCCUACGUGUAUGUAGCAUCACCACGGGAGGACACAGCCCGUGCACCAUUUGUGUUCCGGUCCGUACAUCAAGUGUCCCACCAGGACCCUGUCAGGCGCCGCGGAUCGUUGGGAAAGCCAAACACAAGGAGGUCCAGUUAGAAUGGAAUUCCCCUGCCUGUGAGGGAGUGUGUGAAGAGUGUGUGUACAGCCUGGAGAUGAGUGAGGGAGAAGCGAAGCCAACAGAAGUGUACCACGGCCCGGAGCUGCAGUGCACAGUUGCUAGUUUGCUUCCUGGUGCGACGUACAGCUUCCGGCUAAGGGCAACCAACGAAGCCGGGUUCGGGCCAUAUUCUGAGCCGACAGAAGUGACGACCGCAGCUGGACCUCCUGGCCAAUGUGGGGCGCCGCUCAUCACGCUCACAAGUAACACCUGCGUGACGCUCAACUGGGAGAGCCCCGAGGGCUCGGGGACGGACAUCUCGGAGUAUCGACUGGAGUGGGCGAAGGAGGACGAACCUUGGGAGCUCAUUUACUGCGGCUCCGCCACACAGUGCGAACUGUCAGACCUGACGCCUGCUACGGAUUACUGCUGCAGGCUACAGGCGGUGAAUCAGGCUGGCGCUGGUCCAUACAGCGAGAGGGCGAGUUUCCGGACCCCGGCGACGCAUCCCGACCAGGUCUCCACCCUCACUCUCCUGGACCUCCCGACGUCCUCCGAGGCGGGUUACUCCUCGUCCACUUGCCUCCUCCUGAAGUGGGAGACGCCAAGCAGCAACGGUUCGGAGAUCUCCUCCUACAUCAUCUCUGUAGACGGUCAAACCGUCACCGUGGAAUCGGGGACGAGUCACCCCAUCACGGGCCUGCAGCCAGACACCGAGUACAGUCUGCAGAUUCAAGCGGUGAACGCCAUUGGCUUUGGUCCUCUGAGUCCGUUGCUGGUAGCGAGGACCCGCCCCCUUCCUCCGGCCCCGCCCCCACUCGAAUGCUCCGCCGCAGGCCCUCAGAGCCUGAAGCUCAAAUGGGGCGAGAACGCCGGACACACACGCGCCCUGCUCUCUGAAGACGUGGUCUACACACUACAAAUGGAAGACAAGAACCACAGGUUUGUGACGAUCUACCACGGUCCCAGCCACACCUACAAAGUCCAACGACUGAUUGAGUCCAGCAGCUACAGCUUCAGAAUACAGGCACUCAGUGACGCCGGGGAGGGUCCGUUCUCCGACACACAUACUUUCUGCACCACCAAGUCUCUACCCCCCGCCAUCAAGGCCCCCAGGAUUCACCAGCUGGAGGGGAACGUGUGCGAGGUGACAUGGGAGACGGUCCCACCAAUGAGAGGAGACUCUGUGAACUACGUGCUCCAGAUGCUGGCGGGGCGCGAGUCUGAAUACAAACAGAUUUUUAAGGGAGACGAAGCUUCGUUCCAAGUUUCCAGUCUUCAGGCAAACACAGACUAUCGUUUCCGCGUCGGCGCCUGCCGCCAGUGCCGGGACUCGCACCAGGAGCUGUGCGGGCCGCUGAGCCCCUCCUCCCUCUUCACGCUGCGCCGCCAGGAGUCGCCGUCGUCGGGAGACCACGGCGCUUUGGAAACGGGCAAGGGGGUGGGCCUGAUCUCGAGCGACGAGCGCUUCGCGGCGCUGAUCGUGUGCGUGUUCGCCGGCCUGUCCAUCCUCAUCGCCUGCCUGCUACAGUACUUCUUCAUGAAGUGAGGGAAUUUUUUUUUAACUAUAGGAUAGAAAGCGAAAUCAAAAGAGUAAAUCACAGAAAUGAACUUUUUACAAAUGUCUAUGAAAGAACAGAAUGAAAUCAAAACACUUGAGAUGUACUUUUAAGGCUAUAUAUGUCGAUUUUUUUUUUUUUUAAACAAUUUUUUUUUGUAGUCAAAGUAUUGAUUCAGGCUUCUCAAUUUUUUCCUCUCCCUUUACUCGGUUUGGUGUCAUUUUUGUUCUACACCGCUGUCGCGUUUGUCUCUUUUGUUAAGGAUUUCUGUUGAGGGAAGCUUCAUCUUGGCUGUACCUCAGUUGGGAAAGAAAACUGAUAAUCAAGCCUUAAAAUAAGUGUGAGCGAAACACUUGCUCCUCAUACUGACUUGCAUGUUGUUUUUUUUUUUUUUUCAUUUUAUAUGUCUACAUUAUUCAGUAGAAAACAUAUAUAUUUCUCUGCCGUCAUUGCCUUACUUUUAUUUCGCUGCGGUCUGUAUUCAUUCAGCCAUAUUCAAAUGUAGGCCUUUAAAGCUUUAGCUUUUCCUACUUAUUCAGUUUGUUCCUUCUCUGCAGGCUGUCGGUCAGGACAAAACAAUCGCCUGACCAAAACACAAACACUUGCACAUGCGAACCUCUGUACAUAACCAUGCACGCAUACGGAACUACACAUUUGCAAGGACAAUGAGGAAAAAAAAAUUAGUUUCAGUUUUGAAGACAGUCGUAUCUGCUCAGCUUUUGCCACUCGCACAUUCAGCUACCAAAGUGAUGCAAUCCGUUUGUGGUGUAAGAUGCUGCUAUCCUGUGAUUUCAUAGUAUCCGAGAGAAAAAAUGGAAAAACGUGUAUUUUAGUGUGAAAAAUGAUGGCAAAGUAAGGUUGAAACGUAAAAGGGGGGGAAGGAGUGAAAUAGGUGCUCAAAAGUAGAAGCUCUGAGGUCAGUUUUAGCAAUUUGCGCUAAAAGGGAUAGUUCAGAAUGUUUAAAGUUGGGUUCUGUUAAAAAAUUUUUAGGCAGUUCGUGUUUUCCUUACAGCAGACAAGUGCCUUGGCGUUUUCCAUGUAGCAUGAAUCCAGAUUAGUUGGUGCCCGAGGCAGAAGCUAAUGACUAGUCUAGGAGGGGCGGAGACUGAAGCGGACCUCUGCUGUUUUCAAAACAACUCCGAUCUGGAAAACCCAAAAGUGAUUUAUUCAAAUGCUUUUCAAAUGGCUCAAAUGAAACAAGACGAGAUCUUGGAAAUAUCUUUUUGAAAAGCUAAGAAUCCAGUUUUUGUUUUGACAAACUGAAGUCCUGACACAGUGCACGCCGUAGCAGAGUAAAAUAGUUUGUUCAGGUGCACUGCCUCCAAACUUUUCCUCUGUGUAAAGUUUCUCAAGUUUAAAGGUUAAUAGCUCGUGUUUCCAUCAAACACAUGAGUUGUUACUUUUAGAUUGGAGUUGUUUUAAGACGUAGAAAUUCACUCCAGUCUAUCCUUUGUUGGGCUAGCUGUUAGCACCCGCUUCCGGGAUCACCUAACGCCGAGUUCAUGCUAAAUCUAUGUGCCGAGAGACUUUAAGUAAGGUAUUAACUGCUUCUAAUCUUUGGACAGGACCUCAGCAAUCUUUUAAAUACCACUCUUAGGUCAGAAUCUGGACCUUACGUCGGGCAUUUGUAGACUCCAGGAAAACGGGCUGGGAUCGCAAUCGCCUGUUGCUUUUCUUAGGAAGGAGUUGGCCCAGCACAUGUUUGAUCCUUUGUAAGACCCUAGGGGGGGUUCUGCCUUCUCAGAUGUUAUAACUUCAACCUCUCUAUCUGGAGGUGCCAGCAGCGUGUCGGCGCCCUUCUCUACGAUCCACGUUUGCAAACUGGGAAAAGCCAUUAGAAGUUAGCUUGCGCUUUGUUCUCCAGACAUUUAGCACAAACGCUGAAGCUGUUCCUCCUCGUAGCGCGUUCUGUGAAUCAACACAUUUAAAGACUCUUCCACUCUUUUUGCAUCUCCUGAAUAUUUGUACUUAAUCUCCCUUUUUUCUUUUUGUUUUUUCUCUUUGGCUCUGCCUACUUCUCGCCUGCUUUCAGUCCAUCCUGUCUCUCUGCUUCCUCCACAUCUCUUGCUCUUUCUCUAUUAAAAGGUGCUUUAUUGACAUGUAAUCAGAGCGGUAGCAAGUCUGUGAUCUCUUCUCAGACGGACAUGAUCUCUGAGGACUUGAACUAAUCUUCACUAACCAAACAAAGCCUUGGACAGGACACAGCUCAACAGAACAGGGCAUUGUGACAUACGAAACAGCCCCCCCAUCUUCCCCCUGACCUCCGUGUCCCGCCUCAUGUCUGCUCCUCCCAGCAAAUCUUUUACAUCAAAGCCAAGGUACAAACCGUGUUUUAUCUUCUGUAGUCCAAAGAAGCCACCCCGAUCUGCAUUACUAAUGUGAAACAUGCCUACUUCAGCUGGGUUGGGGCUUGGUGGCGAGACCCGACAGGAGGCAGAGGUUUGGAUUUAGCUCUGAGUGGCAGCCUGUGACGUACCUCAGGGAUAAGGCCUUACAGAGGGGGAGCUCUAAUCCCGUCGUCCCCAUAGCUGUCGUCACCAUCAUCAUAUUGACCAUCCUUUUUCCCCGCCUUCCUCCUUCUUCUUCCCUCUUGACGCUGCAUCUCGCCCUCUGUCCUCGCUGUGCCUUGCUUCGUAUGUGUCGGUAAGCAAAGCGUUUUACUAGCUCAGAAAAAAAAAAAACAAAAAGAAAAAAAAAACUACAAAAAAAAAAAAAAUUUGCCAAAGUUGAUGGGGAAAGUCAAGGUAGAGUCCUUUUCUAGGUUUUAUUUAUACUAUAUAUUUGCAUACAGUACUUUACAUGCCAAUUACAGUGCAAUCUUCAUUUAUUUAUUGUUUAAAGAUUAAGAGACAAGUGUAGUUAUAUACUAAUUUUUUUCUUGUAGCAUGUUUUUUUUUUUUUUUUUUAAUGGAUGUAUGUUAGAUUGUAUGAUUAAGGCCAGCAUUCCUUAUCUCAGUAACCCUUUAAGUAUUUCUCUUGCUCAUCAGUUCAUGCAUUACCAUUUCAGACAUGUAACCAAAUGCCGAUGGGUUUUUGUAACGCUUAGAGACACAUGUAGCAAGCCAGACCUUAGUGUCACUUCAAGUUCCUUCGUAUGGGGAUGAAUAUUUCUGCCUUUGGCUUUUUUUUUUUUCCUGUUCUGAAUAGUGUUAUAUUGAAGCUUCUGAUAUCUUAUUUUACAGUUUUUAAUGCCAAAGUGCAGUCUUUUUUUUAUUUUUUAAUCUCUAGAUAUUGCAGCCGUCUUGAGGGUUCUGUGAUGUUCUUCUGUAACAGCACAUCAUUACAACUAUUAUUGUUAGUAUUGCUCUCUCAAAUGGAACAAAACAUUAACUUGAUCUGUGAUUACGCUUUUUUUAAUUUUAUAUAAUGUUUUUUAUUGUGUCUUAUAAAGCAAAAUUGUGCCAUUUUUAAAGAAAUGUCAAGACCCCGUACUUUGUAGAAUUUUUUUUUAAAACUAAUUUCACAUUUAAAUUUAAAGAAAACAAACAAACAAAAAAAAAAACAUGACGAUUUCAGGCAGAUGACGAUGGGUGCUGGUUAUUUCGCCCGUUCGCCGUUUCGUACCUUUGCAUGUUUGGUUGUUUUCGACUCCACGUUUUCUGUGUGAAUUGGUGCCAUUGAACGCACCAUCGUAUCACUUGUCAACCUACAAUUUAAAGAAACUUCCUAGAUCUGAUGGUCUUGUGGAACGAAAUGUAGGUUUAUAACUUCAAUAAACAUCUUUACAUGAGGAAGACCUUUAACUAUUUUCAUUUGAUCCUGUCUUGUUUUCUAGCAGUCAGUUGGCCAAAACCUGAGUCGUGUUCAAGUUGUAAUAAAUGGGAAUAGAGUUGACAUUAAAAUCUUAGAUACUUACAGUGGCUCUCAAAAGUGUACAGACUCCUGUUAGGAUUCCUGGGGUUUGUACUUUAUCAAUUGUUUUUAUGUAUAAUGUGAAAUGUAUCCCAUGUGAUUCAUCUGAAGAAUGUAAGGGGCUAAAAACUACAUAUAAAGGUUGAAUAAUGAGGUUUUCUUGAAAUAAUACAAUUCUGUGUCUGUCAGCAAAGCAGAUCUGGGCUUAGUUUGGUUGUUUCAGAGCUUUAAUUUUCUUGUCUUGGAUGUUUGCUUGGACACGCUGCGAUGAGGAUACCGAGACUCCCUUUUGUCAGUAGACGCCUGAAAUUAGAGCCAAGUUGUGUUAAAAGCUGUUCACAAUUUCACCUACCUUGAUGAAAAUCUCAGCUGAAAGAAGGUAACUGUCACCACUGUUUCACUGUAGUUAAGUACACGUUCUUCCGCAGGUUUAUGGGGAGAACUUGGAUGCAACUGGAACUUUUCAUUGGAAGAAAAUCCUUUUGUCUUGUGACUCUACUUGGUAGCCAAGAGACUGUUGUAAGAGGUUGAUCUCAAUUAGUCCUCCGGCUUCAUCCACUGGUGGUGCUGGUUUCCUGGGAUCUGCACUGGCCAACUGACUAUUUUAUUUCUUGCCUUUUCAAUCGUUUUGGAGAAAGAACAGGUUUUUAUAAAGUCGCUACCGUCUUACACUUUCUGCUGAAGCUUUCUUAAUGGUGCUAAAUAAAUCUUUGUCCCCUUCUCCUAAACUAUAUCCACGUACAAUCAGGUCAUUUUGAUCUUUUAUAAACCCUCUUCAAACCAUAGCCUUUGCAAAAAGAUGCUAAUGAGCAAAUAAUGCGCUAUAAUUGAAAGCAGGUGUGAAUUACGUAACCAGUUUAUACCCAGUCGAAUAGUACAAGACGUAGAUUACAAACCUGUGGAUAUGUACACAUUUAAGAGCCACUGUAAUAAAAAUGUUUGUCAGACUGAAGCAUUUUUAUAAUCCCUUAUCUCUAAUUUACGACAAAGACGCGACGACAACGAAACACAGGCAGAUUUGCAGCGGUUUAAUUAGACGGGUGCAAAUAAAAUGGUAAAAAGGGUUUCAGAACAGAGGCAUGAAUUAGCCAAAGGGGUGAACUGCCCCAUGGCCUGAUGUCAACAAAAAUAGUUUGACAAUUCCUUAUUGGGUUAGUUGUUGCUGGUGUAUCGGUAGAGUUUUCUUCUUCUUUUGUUUCCUUUUUCUUUUUUUUUUUAAUCCAGUGUUUUGCUAAGAGAUAAUAUACAGAGAUAUCUAUAGAGUUAUAGAGUAAAAAUGGUAAACGCAUUAUGACUAACAAGAGUUGAAGCACUUUUUUUAUGACGAGCAUUCGACGUGACGAGGUUACGAGUGGGAGGCAACGGAUCCUUUGCUCUAUUACAAAAACAAAAAAACACUACUGCCAACGCUUACUGUUACGUCCAUUUGGCAUUAUCCUCCCGUUGGCAUCACUGUGACAUUACUGGAGCAUGGCACUGCGCUCCCAGCAGAAUGCAAUCUACAGCACUGAGGAAAGUACACUUCAUACGAGGUACCGUGCCUUUGCCAGAUAUGCUCAUUGUGUGUCUGCCUAGACUGUUGCAUAUUAAUUGACUGGUUGACGUGAGUUUUCUUGUCUUUAUUAACCCCCCCUUUAGUUUCCCUCUUUGAGCCUUAAAACCCCAGUGCAAGAGCAGAGGAGUCCUUCUGUCGCCAGCAGGCCAGUUAUCUUAGUAUUGAACAAUCUGAUAGGUUUUGUAUAUCCCUUUAUGGGCUUUAUUAUUUUCAUUUUUUUGGUUGGUUUUCCAAAUGCUGUUUAGCUUUUAAGAGACCCACUCACCCCAUGACUCCCCUCCCCGACCCCCAACCAGUCCUGCACAUUUUGUGGCUAUGUCCACAAUAAGAGACGACGUUUUAGCCCAGCAACCCCACGUCUGUGCCUUCUGAUCAGUUUUUUUCUUUUUACUUUUAUUUUUUUUUAAAUGUACAUUUUACAGUAAGUGGAGGGGUUUUUUUUGACUGAGAGAUUUGGCAAUUUGACAGAGACUCACAGGUAUUUAACUAUUUUCUGAAGAGAAUACAAAUAAAAGACAAAAGAUAUUUUUACCUCACAAUUUUAGAGCAAACAUUCCAAUGUUGUCAUGGUCUAUGAUUUGACACAGAAAAAAAGCAUAAAAAAAGAAGUUCAUGCAUUUUUGUUUCUUGUAUUGUAAAUGUUAGACAAUUUCAUAUGCAUUAUAUUAAAAAGAAACUGCCAUAUCAAUUUUAAUGUAUAGAUUUUUGCAAAUACUACCCUAUGUAUGUAAGACUUAACUGUAUCGGUAGCGUAUAUAUAAUAUAUUUAUGCCCAAUAAAUGUUUUAAUUUUUUCUGA